Molecule: messenger RNA, 1553 nt
Organism: Cladocopium goreaui
Lineage: Eukaryota; Dinophyceae; Suessiales; Symbiodiniaceae
Source: the annotation of a GenBank genome assembly
AGGAUCUGAUCUGGCGGAACUUGGCGAAAAUGCAACAGCGUUUCGGAAAAGAGUACCAAAUCACACCGCAAGGCUACAUUCUGCCUAAGGCAUUCCUUGCCUGGGAUGCUGCUAGAUUGCGCCAAUCAGAUGCGCUGUGGAUUUGGAAGCCGUGCAGCCAAAGCUGUGGCAGAGGCAUUACCAUCUUCAGCUCUGACGUGCCGGAGGAUCAACUGCGUGACUUGGCCAAGAAGCGUGGCAUCGUUCAACGGUACAUCCCGAAUCCACUUCUUAUCGGCGGCCGCAAGUUUGAUUUGCGCAUCUAUGUGGUGGUUCUGUCGUAUGACCCACUCAAGAUCUAUGUGAAUUAUGAAGGGCUAGUGCGUUUUGCAACCGAGCUGUACUCGGAGUCAGUCGAGACUUUGCAAUCCAGGAUGAUGCACCUCACCAACUAUUCUGUGAACAAGCAGAACCCAGCUUUCGUUCAGAACCUGGACGGGCAAGGAGAGGAGGACAAGGAAGAUGCUGCCGUUGAUGAAAGUGGACAGCCCAGAGCCUCAAAAUGGUCUCUCAGUGAACUUCGGAUUCAUUUUGCUCGGGAAGGCCUGGACUUCGGAGCUUUGUGGGAAGCGAUGAAGGACCUGGUCAUCAAAACCCUAAUCGCUGUGGAAGAACCCUUGAAGGGCGAGUGGUGCAAGACUCUGGGUGUUGAGGAUGGCGGUUGGUCAGCUCGCGGCCCAGGAGGUGCUCACAGGGGUAGCUGCUUCGAGGUUUAUGGCUUCGACAUUUUGGUCGAUAGAAACCUGAAGCCGUGGCUGUUGGAAGUGAACAUUUGCCCCUCGCUGUCUUCGGGCUCACCACUAGACAAGCGGAUCAAAACGAAGCUAGUUGCAGAUGUUCUCACCCUCGUUGGUGUUCAUCCACCAACAGCGCUGUGGAAACUCAGUCCAGACUCCGUUCACUGGCCGGCUUCUGGCGCAGCCUUUCCCGAUGAAAAUGAGGCAGCUGCAGGCUGCCUCCUUUCAGAGGAUGGAAUGGCGAAACGUGCUCUGAAACUUGCCUCUGAGAGCCCUGCAGAAGCACUCGCUCUUUUCGAUGAGGUUGCCUGGGAGCUCGUUGUGGAAACGCAUGAAGAGGAGAUGCGCUCUGGCGGGCUUGAGAUGGCCUUUCCUUGUCCAGGUGCUUCGAGGUAUGUGCAGUACUGGGGUGAAGAGUCGUACUGCAAUCUCGUUCUCCGGAAGUGGCAAGAAGCUGGAGGCGCGGCGAUUUUCCGCUCUAAGAAGCUGCCACCAUGGGUUCCGCGUCAGGUUUGUUUCAGGAAGACGUGAACUCCAACCCUCGUAGGCACGCACUUCAUCCAUCAGCAAAACCACCGCAAAAAUCUCAGGAAGUUUUGGAAAGAUUGACAUUUCGGACGUUUCGCAUCGCUUGACAUGGCUGAAGGAUUCUGGCACGUCAACGUGGCAGCCCUGCCAGCACAGCUUUCACCCGUUUCACCCUGGUGUGCUGACUCGCGUCGUCACUACCACGCCAGAUGUUGAAAAGGUCUCCAGUGCUCAGUACAGAGCUGUUUU